Messenger RNA from Daphnia magna, 1809 nucleotides. RefSeq lists its product as uncharacterized. Lineage: Eukaryota; Metazoa; Arthropoda; Branchiopoda; Diplostraca; Daphniidae. The transcript has a single exon. The coding region runs from base 1 to 1809 and encodes 602 amino acids. The record is from RefSeq and is a predicted model, not a curated record.
AUGUCAGAUAGUGAACAUGACGAAUCAAGCUUAUCCCCAGAGUUGGCCAAAUCCUUACGUAAACUGUGUCGGUCAAAGUUUACGAAGCUUUGCACGGCAAUCGAAGCAGGAAUUGCAGCCUCAAAAAACAUCGCAGUGCUGGAGGAACAGAAAGCAACGUUAACCGAACUAUAUGAAGAAUGCAUGCGGCUACACAGCAAAUAUUCUGCAGCAAUAAUUGCUGGACCAGACGGCCCAGACAAGGAGAGAGCAGAAAACUGGGCCACGGCCCUUCAUGACAGUUAUAAAAAAAUCUUUGGAGAAAUUGAUUCCUACGUGAAAAUGAAGAUUGCUGAAACUACGCUGGCCGCUCAACAACUGUUGGAGAUACAAGCUGCUAACACCACACAGCAAUUGCUAAACGCUCAGAAAGCGCUCUCUGAGGCUCAAACGGCCACAGCUGCUCAAAAACAAAAAGAAGCGCUUAAGCGACGAUACGAGAUGGAAGAUGAAGAAAUAGCGAAGAAAAGAUUGGCUGAAGACGAAGCAAGAGCUGCUGAAAGAGAUAGAUUGAAUCAAAAGCCCCGCGAAAAAGAUACGCCCCGUACUUCAACGCCAAAUAAAGAUUUGGGUAAAAAGACCACUGACCAGCCAGACCUGUCAUUCAUCGAAAACGAAAUUUCAACUUGUAGAAAGUACAACAACACAGGACGUCAAGACGCGUCAGCAAUUCCAAAUGCAGUUGAUGCAUGGAUCUUCCUGCCGUUCCAACCUGUAACACCACUAUCUGGAGGAGCCGACGCUAUGGUUACGAUGGCCAUGUUGGCCAAGAUGAAACCGUUUGGAGGAGAACCACGAGACUGGCCAGUCUUCAUACAAACGGUGAAAAGCAUGGUUCACGACGUUUUCCCAGCAGACAUACAACGAUUGACGAUGCUGUCAACGAUGCUUUCUCCACACCUUAAAGAAGGAAUGAGUCAAAUCUUUGUAACACCUCAAGCGUACCGUGCAGCGCUAAUAGAACUGCAUAGAAAGUAUGGCCACCCCCACUUAGUGGUACGCUCCUACAUCCAACAUCUUAUGGCAAUCCAACUAUGCCGAGGUGGGAAGGAGCUAGAAACCUUCUCGUCGCAGCUGCAUGGAGCAGUCGCCACUCUGGACGCUGCCGGUUACGGACAUGAACUGGAAUCCAGCGUCGCACUCGAAGGCUUAGUAACAAAACUACCAGAUAGUUUGCUGUCAAGAUGGGGAAGACAAGUUACACGAUUAUUCCCAAGAAUUCCGACAUUGCGAGACUUGGAUGCGUGGCUUGAGUUGGAGCUCAUGGGAAUGAAGAACGUCCAGAGCGCAAGGCCUACUGCCCCGGAAGCGCCAGCUAUAAACACUCCAUCCCAAUAUUCAAACAGAUAUCAACAAGAAAGGGUGACGUAUGGGAAUCGGCAAGGGAACCAGACAUCCCACCGUGCGAAUACCCAGCAGAAUCAUGCGGCCCUUUUGCCAACGGUUAACGCAAUUAACGCGGAUCAAUCUUACACAAGCAAAUGUAAAGUGUGCAACGAAGAACCGGGCCAUGCAUUGGAUCGAUGUACACGAUUUAUAGAAAUGACAGUCGACCAACGAGCCCAAAUAGUGUGGGACCUAGAGAAUUGCUUCCGGUGCCUGGGUCGCAACCACCUAUGCCGGGAUUGUAAAAAGGAAAAUUUGCGCUGUACGGUGCCAAAUUGCAACAGUUCCGCACAUCACACCAUGAUCCAUGACGCAGCUCGCAUUUCAACGCAAAGCAACCGGACGAACAUGGGAGGACGUAGUAGACGUCCACAAAAACAAUGA